AUAGGCAGUGCAGGCAAAUGCUCAGGGCGCCGUCAUCCACAGGGGGGCGCCACAAGCGGAGGACGGGACGUGGCCGGAAUGCACAGGCGGUGUUUGGCUGCAGAUCUCAGAUCGGUUUAUACAUUAUAAAGCGUGUGAAAGAGUCUGGCGCUCAGGGAAAGAAAGAAGAGCAAGAAAACAGGAAAGAGACGGUCACGAUGCUCGGAGCGGUGGUGGUCGGCAUUGGCACUGCGGGCUGGGUGAGGAUCCGGGACAUGCUGGCUCCAGUGCCCGGUAGUCCUGCAGAGAAGCUGGCUGUCAGAGGAUUCAUAUCCAGGAGGAGCCUAGACAGCCAGCAGGGAGUGAGUCAGAUCUCCGUGGAGGCGGCCAUCAGCAGAGAAGACAUCCAUGUGGCCUUCAUCUGCACUGAGAACGUGUCCCAUGAAGACAACGUGAGGAUGUUCCUACAGGCAGGGAAGCAUGUGUGUGUGGAGUAUCCCAUGACCAUGAACCACAAGGCUGCUGUGGAGCUCUACGGUUUAGCCGAGGAGAAAGGUGUGGUUCUCCAUGAAGAGCACAUCGAGCUGCUGACAGAGGAUUACAGAGAACUGAAGAGAACCGUCGCUGGAAAAGUCCUGCAGAAAGGAAGUCUUCAUUUCACUGGUGGUGCUCUGAAGCCUGGAUUUGGUUUCCUGGCGUUCAGUGGCAUCGCUCGCCUCACCUGGCUGGUGGAUCUGUUCGGUGAGCUGUCUGUAACCGCCGCCACCGUGGAGGAGGACGUUUCCAGGAGCUACAGCAAGAUGACCGCCACACUGCUGACCUCUGACAACAGACCUCUGGUGUGGAUUGAGGAACGGGGACCAGGCCUCCCCAGGGCCAAGAACAUCAACUUCCACUUUGACUCUUGCACUUUGACUCAACUGCCUCCUGCCCCCAGAGCGGCUGUGGGCCUCUUCAUGCAGGAUCUGAUCCACUUCUCUGCCAAGCUGGCCAACCAAGUGGAUCCCAAGGAGCUGCAGAGAGAGAAGGUCCGAAUCCUGCACUGCUUGGAGCUGGCACAGAGGAUAGAGCAGCUGUGCCAGAGCUAAAUGGGCCUGUCCGGUUCAGGACUGUCAUCGACUGGAACAUGAAUGUCUUUGUUACCUCCACGCCGUUUGAUUUUGUACUAAGUUGUAAACAUUUAAAAUAAUCUUGACUAAUUAUUGAUCACCUGGAGCUGAAGAACACAUGGUACCGUUUCAUAGAGCAGGUCUGCAUCAUCCAGCAGAGGCUCAGUGGGCGGCACUUCCUGUGUCAUCCGGGCCGCCGUCAUUACCUUCAUCAAACAGCCGCCUUAUCGCUCAUGUUUGUUUUUGCCUUCUAAAUAAAGCUGAAUGUUGCUUGCUGGCCUA
Molecule: messenger RNA, 1370 nt
Organism: Stegastes partitus (bicolor damselfish)
Lineage: Eukaryota; Metazoa; Chordata; Actinopteri; Pomacentridae
Gene: blvra
Product: biliverdin reductase A
Exons: 7
Coding region: 18-1067 (349 amino acids)
Biological process (GO): heme catabolic process
Molecular function (GO): biliverdin reductase [NAD(P)H] activity; nucleotide binding; zinc ion binding
Source: RefSeq, a predicted model, not a curated record